Messenger RNA from Poecile atricapillus (Black-capped chickadee), 1822 nucleotides. It is a transcript of the gene TMEM79, whose product is annotated as transmembrane protein 79. Gene Ontology annotation, cellular component: trans-Golgi network membrane; lysosomal membrane. NCBI's taxonomy places the organism in Eukaryota, Metazoa, Chordata, Aves, Passeriformes, Paridae. The coding region runs from base 239 to 1495 and encodes 418 amino acids. The record is from RefSeq and is a predicted model, not a curated record. The transcript has 4 exons. Gene Ontology annotation, biological process: regulated exocytosis.
GCGGGGGGAGCUGGGGCCGCGGGGGAAGCGGGGCUGCGGGCUGCUAGCGGGACUGGGGUCCGGGAGCCGGGCGUUGGAGGUGCGGGAGGCCUGGGAAGCUCUUUCAGCCCUACUUCCGUGUGUGGAUCUCGGAGAAAGCCCUCAGCGGCCCCGUGCCUCAGUUUCCCCACACCUGUGACCUGGCUAAGGCUCCUUGUGAGAGUGCAGAGAUGAAUGUGCUGAGAAGAGUGAAGGAGCGAUGUUCAUUGCAGGAGACAGGGUGAAAGCAGAAAGGACAGAAAGUGCACCACAAGUGCAGGCAGGAGUGUUAUCAGCCCCUAGCCGCAUCCUCAGCAGUGUGGAACUGGAUGCUCUCAUGGCUGCUGCAGACCCUGUCCUGCCCCCUGAGGAGGUGGUUCUGCUGGAGCUGGGGAAGAUGGCCCUGGACAAGGUGCCACCAGCCCCAGACAAACACCUGGAGGACCCUGAUGCUACCCUGCCAUGGGACCGGUGUCAGCACAGUGCCCAGGGCCAGCCAGAGUUUGUGGAGAUGAAGAGGCGCUCGAGUCCUGAGGGGGGCCAUGAGGACCCAAAGGAAGCUGUUCCUACCUGCCCCACAGUUGAGGCCGAAGAUGAGGAAGUCCCCCAGGUGCCUGUGAUGGCAGCCCAUGUCUUUGUGCCCAUCGACCCGCAGUGCAUCGAGCAGAGCCCCUUCAAGCAGAAGCAGCACCCCACCCCAUGGCCUCAGGAGGAGGGCAGGGGGGACCAUGUUCCCCCCAGUGACAGACCCAGCACCCUCCACCACAAGCAGGUCUUCGUCCCCCUCAGCCCCUCACGCUACCGGGAUCCACUUAGCUUUGAGGGGCGCAUGGCCAAGCUCCCAGCUGAGGGGCUGCAGUGCCCAUGCGCCAGGGAUUGUGGCACUGAUAAUCUCAAGGCCGUGGCAUCGGUGGCAGGGGCCCUGCUCCUCUGCCCUUGCCUCAUCUAUGGAGCCUACAUCUUCUUGCCCUUCGACGCCCCGCUGCUGCCCACCGUCAGUGCCCGUCUGGUCUACACAUUGCGUUGUGCCGCCUUUGCCACCUUCCCCAUCGUGCUGGGAAUGAUUGUCAGCGGCAUCUCCCGCCUCUGCUCCUCGGCCCUGGAGCCCUUUGGAGAGCUCCACCGGGAGGUGGAGAUCCACCGCACUUACGUCUCUCAGUCCGUCCACCUCUUCAUCCUCUACUUCUUCAACAUGGCUGUGCUGGCCACCUACCUCCAACAGGAGCUCCUCAAGCUCAUCCCGCUGCUCACAGGGCUCUUCGCCAUCUCCCGGUUGAUUUUCUGGAUAUCCUACACCAUUGGCCGCUCCUUCCGUGCCUUUGGCUUCAGCAUGACCUUCUUGCCACUCCUGGCCAUGCUGCUCUGGAACCUGUAUGGCAUGUUUGUCCUGGAGCCCGAGAACCUCCUGUCUGUGGCAGCACCAACACCCGAGGGCCACUCCAAGGAGAGCCGAGCCAAACUCCGGCACUGGGGGUGAGGGAGGCCAGGAGAUGGGGCAGCUGGACCUGAAGAGCUUGAGCCCUGCUUAAUGCCCUGCCUCAAGAGUCUUGACAGCACAGAGAUGCUGGCAGAUCCAGCUGGGCCCCUGCUCCCUGCCUGGACACAGUGAAGUUUUGCUGGGCCCACAGAACCAGGCUGCAAACCCUCUGCACCAGGAGACUCCUGCUGGAAGGUGAACAAGGCUCAGAGCAAGACACAGCAAGCCCUGUUCCCUAGGAAUGGGGUGGGAUUUGUUUCCCCUCCUGCUGGAGCCAACUUUGCUCAAUAAAGCCCUUACCAAGCAGCUCUGUGGCUGGUUUGCAGA